AUGGCAUCUCCAACAUCUGACCGAGAUGUACUUCCCGAUUCUGUCAAGCCUUCUCAUUAUGCGCUUUCUGUUUACGACAUCGAGUUAGGAGGAGCUUUCAGCUAUCAAGGCACAGUCAACAUUGACAUCAAAGUUGUCAAGCCCACCAAGGAAAUUACCUUGAAUGCUUUGCAACUCAAGAUACAUGAAGCAGAGGUAGUUUUGACUUCUGGAAAGACCUCGCAUUCUAUCAAGUCCAGUGAGAUAUCUUAUGAUAGUAAGAAACAGCGUGUGACUUUAAGCUUCCCAGAUGAGUUGUCUAUCUCCGAAAGUGCCAACCUAUCAAUCAAAUAUCAAGGAACAGUCAACAAUGAUAUGGCGGGUUUUUACUAUUCAAAAUAUAAACCCCAAGUCACACCAGCUGCGUCUGUUCCUAAGGUUGAUGAUUUUCACUGCAUGUACAGUACUCAAUUCGAGUCAUCUGAUGCUCGUAGAGCUUUCCCAUGUUUCGAUGAGCCUAACUUGAAGGCCACUUUUGACUUCGAGAUCGAAAUCCCUAAGGAUCAAACUGCUUUGAGCAAUAUGCCUGAGAAGGGAUCGAGAGAUUCUAAGGAUGGGUAUCACUUCAUCGAAUUUGAAAGAACGCCAAUCAUGAGUACCUAUCUUCUCGCCUGGGCAAUGGGAGAUUUCGAGUACAUCGAGGACUUCACAAAACGCAAGUAUAAUGGGAAGCCAAUCCCUGUCCGUGUCUAUACUACUAGAGGCUUGAAGAGCCAAGCACAAUAUGCACUUGAUCAUGCACCUAAAGUCAUUGACUUAUUUUCGGAAAUUUUUGACAUCGACUAUCCACUUCCUAAAGCUGAUUUACUUGCUGUACAUGAAUUUGUUACCUAUCGCACGACAGCUGUAUUGUUUGACGAGAAAACUUCCGACACAAAAUUUAAAAACAGAAUUGCAUAUGUCGUUGCGCACGAACUCGCCCAUCAAUGGUUUGGAAACCUAGUCACUAUGGACUGGUGGAGUGAGCUUUGGCUUAAUGAGGGUUUCGCUACCUGGGUUGGAUGGCUGGCGACAGAUCAUUUCCAUCCAGAUUGGUGUGUAUGGCCCCAGUUCGUGGCUGAGGGUAUGCAGACUGCAUUCCAGUUGGAUUCGUUACGUAGCUCGCAUCCUAUUGAAGUACCAGUUAAAGAUGCUCUAGACGUUGAUCAAAUUUUCGAUUCCAUCAGCUACCUUAAAGGUAGCUCUGUGCUUCGAAUGCUGGCCACGCACCUUGGUCAAAAGACUUUCUUGAAGGGAGUUUCAGAUUACCUAAAAGCUCACGCUUAUGGCAAUGCCACAACACAAGAUCUAUGGUCAGCUCUGAGCGAAGCUUCGGGCCUAGAUGUGAAAGCUAUCAUCGAUCCAUGGAUUACCAAGAUGGGCUACCCUGUUCUGACUGUUACUGAAGAACCUGGACAAAUCAGCAUCAAGCAAAGUCGUUAUCUCUCCACGGGAGAUGUUAAACCUGAAGAUGACGAAACAACUUGGUGGGUGCCUUUGGAUUUGCAAGGAAAAGUUGGAACCCAAGGAGCACAGCAAGUCGCCUUUGAACGAAAAGAAGAUACAAUCAAAGAUAUUGACGACUCUUUCUACAAGAUCAACACCGACACUGCAGGAUUUUAUCGUGUCAAUUAUCCACCAGCAAGGCUUGCCAAGCUUGGAUCACAAUUGGAUCGCCUCAGCUUGACUGAUAAAAUCGGUCUCAUUGCUGAUGCGGGUGCACUCGCAAUAUCAGGACAAGCAGCAACUCCAGCGUUCUUGACUUUGGUGCAAGGUUUAUCUGAUGAAUCUAACUACUUAGUUUGGACAAAGAUCCUGGGACCCAGUGGCACUAUCAAGUCGGUGUUCUCCGAUGAUGACGCAAUCUCGGAUGGUAUGAAGGCAUUUUUACUAAAAUUGGUCACUCCAGCGGCGGAAAAGAUAGGCUGGGAACAACCUAUGGAUGAAGAUUUUCUUAAGUCUCAGCUUCGACCUUUAUUGAUACUUUCUGCUGGUAUCAAUGGCCACAAAGAAAUUAUCACCGAAGCUAAACGUCGCUUCGAUUUGUACACAAGCGGCAAGGACAAGUCGGUCAUUCAUCCAAGUCUGAGAACUGCAAUUUUUGGCCUUUCCGUUCGAUACGGUGGGCAAUCUGAAUAUGAUGCUCUGAAAAAAGAGUAUCGCGAAACAACUUCCAUUGAUGGUAAAGAGAUUACGCUCCGUGCAAUGGGACGUGUUCAAACUCCAGAACUUAUCGCCGACUAUUUUGAAUUUCUCUUCAAUGAAGUUGCAACACAAGAUGUCCACACAGGUGCAGCUGCUCUUGCGGCAAAUACCAAGACACGUUACCAGCUUUGGCAAUAUAUUCAAGAUAACUUCGAUCCAAUCAAGGAGAGGCUAUCUGCCAACAUGGUUGUCUUCGAUCGAUUUAUUAAGCUUUCUCUAGCUACCUUUAGUGAUGAUGAUAUCAACAAGCAAAUUGAAAAGUUCUUUGAGAAUAAAGACAACAGAGGCUAUGAUCGAUCAUUGGCUAUUAUUGCCGAUACUAUCAGGGGAAGAGCGGCUCUCAAAGCUAGAGAUAGGGAGGUUAUCCUCGAAUGGGUGAAAACCAAUGGUUAUUGCUGA
Messenger RNA from Sclerotinia sclerotiorum 1980 UF-70, 2622 nucleotides. RefSeq lists its product as hypothetical. Gene Ontology annotation, cellular component: cytoplasm. Gene Ontology annotation, biological process: peptide catabolic process; proteolysis. The transcript has 5 exons. Gene Ontology annotation, molecular function: peptide binding; metalloaminopeptidase activity; zinc ion binding. The record is from RefSeq and is a predicted model, not a curated record. Lineage: Eukaryota; Fungi; Ascomycota; Leotiomycetes; Helotiales; Sclerotiniaceae. Bases 1 to 2622 code for a protein of 873 amino acids.